Diospyros lotus (date-plum) is the source of this 2629-nucleotide messenger RNA. RefSeq names its product G-type lectin S-receptor-like serine/threonine-protein kinase At1g67520. The record is from RefSeq and is a predicted model, not a curated record. NCBI's taxonomy places the organism in Eukaryota, Viridiplantae, Streptophyta, Magnoliopsida, Ericales, Ebenaceae. Gene Ontology annotation, molecular function: protein serine/threonine kinase activity; ATP binding. Gene Ontology annotation, biological process: protein phosphorylation. The transcript has 7 exons. The coding region runs from base 1 to 2337 and encodes 778 amino acids.
AUGGGCUUUUUAAUGUCUUUUAUAGUCUGGCUGUCAUGGAACACUACGUCCCUCUCUGUCACUGCAUCGUCCGACACCCUCAGGCAAGGUGAUCGCCUGAAUUCUUCUUCCUUCCUUUUCUCGGAGAAUCAACUCUUCAAGCUUGGAUUCUACACUGCGGAGCUGUAUUCUGGUCGCAGUUACUUAGCAAUAUGGUGCAAGAGUGAUCCGGCCAACAUUCCAGUAUGGAUUGGCAACAGAGACACAGAAAUUGACCACAAUUCUUGUGUUUUGGCCAUAGACGGUGCAGGUAAUUUGAUUAUCGCAGAUAAUGUUGGGAAGCGGAUUGAGCUAUACAGCGCUCCAAGCGGCAUCAACACAACUGCUACUCUAUUGAACACCGGGAAUCUCAUUGUGAGAGAGGUGAAGAGCAAUGAUACUGAAUCAGUGUUGUGGCAAAGCUUUGAUUACCCUUCCGACACUCUUCUUCCUGGGAUGAAAUUAGGAGUGAAUCCCAGGACCAGCAAGAAAUGGACGCUUACGUCGUGGUGGAAUAUAGAGGUGGGAGUUACUGGGGCUUUCACCAUGGAAUGGGAUCCCAUCGGACGCGCGCUCAUCGUUAGGCGCCGAGGGAUGAAUUUUUGGACCUCUGGGGUCUUAGGGGACGAAGGCUUUGAGUUUCUAGAGACUUCUUCUUAUUAUAUACUUCACGAAUUUAGGAAUGUUACGAGCGAGGAUGAGUACUUAUACUUUUCACUCCGCGGAGAGGGAAGUGAUAGGUUUAUAUCGGGAUGGCGGUUAAGUGAUGAGGGGUCAAUCUAUGAAUCCGGGAUGGAGAUUUCCGAUGGCACUUUAUGUUAUGGCUACAAGAAUGAUUUUAAUAAGGGGUGUCAAUUAUGGCAACAGCCUGAGUGCAGGAAUCAAUACCAGUCGUUUCAGAAAACAUCCGGGAUGGUUGAAGAACCGCAAAAUGAUCGUGUUGGAAACUUGAGCUUCAGCGACUGUAAAGCCAACUGUUGGGAUGAUUGUGCUUGCUUUGGCUUUCACUAUGAUGUAAACGCAACUAGUUGUACAUUUUAUCGAGGAAAUCAGAGUCAAUUUUAUGAGCAUUUAUACGGUGACCCACCAGAACGUUAUCUUCUUACUGACCACCCAGACCCACCAUCAUUCCACGUACACUCGGGAAGGAAGUGGAUAUGGAUUGUUAUUCCUGCAAUAAGUGCAUUUGUUUUACUCGUCUUUGGUUGCUUGUGCUACCUAAGGAGGAGGAGGAGGAAGAUCAAACUCAAUGGGCCGCGUGAUGAUGCCACUGACGGAUACACGGACUCGGAAAAUGGUGAGAACAAGAGUAAUAAUCUCAGAGCAUUUAAUUUUCGAGACAUAACUGUAGCUUCAAAUGACUUCUCACCGGAAAACGAGCUCGGAAAGGGUGGUUUUGGACGCGUUUAUAAGGGAAAGUUGCCGAACGGAACUGAGAUAGCAAUAAAGAGGCUCUCAGGAAGGUCGAGUCAGGGAGUAGAGGAGUUCAAGAAUGAGCUCGUACUCAUAGCCAAACUCCAGCAUGUGAAUCUGGUUCGUCUUCUAGGAUGUUGCAUUCAUGGAGAUGAGAAGAUGCUUAUCUAUGAGUAUAUGCCCAACAAAAGUUUGGACUACUUUCUGUUUGAUCCUAUUCGAAAGGAGCAACUCGCUUGGCAGAAACGUUUCAGCAUCAUUGAGGGAAUAGCUCAAGGACUACUUUACCUUCAUAAAUACUCAAGACUGAAGAUCAUUCAUAGAGAUCUGAAAGCUAGUAACGUAUUGCUUGACGAACAAAUGAACCCCAAAAUUUCUGACUUUGGUAUGGCAAGAAUUUUCAAGCAGAAUGUGUUGGAAGCAAAUACCAAAAGGGUUGUUGGAACUUAUGGCUACAUGGCUCCUGAAUAUGCCAUGAAGGGCAUGUUCUCAAUAAAAUCUGAUGUGUUCAGUUUGGGAGUGCUAAUACUUGAAAUUGUGAGUGGCCAGAGGACCAACAGUUUCCAUCAAAUUGACGGCCCACUUACCCUAAUAGAACAUGCAUGGGAAUUAUGGAACAAAGAUGCGGCACUAGAGCUCAUGGAUCCAAUGCUAACCCAUUCAUGCACAAAACAACUGCUAAGAUGCGUUCAUGUGUCUCUGUUAUGUGUACAAGACCAUGCAGUUGAUAGGCCAACCAUCCCAGAUGUUAUUUCCAUGUUGACUAAUGACUCCAUUGCUUUGCCGCAGCCCAAAAAACCGGCAUUUGUUUUUGGAAAAGGGGUUGAUGAGGGAGGUUCAAACAAAAGCAUGCUGGAAAAAUGUUCAGUGAACGAGCUUUCCUUUUCUUUGGAGGUUCCCAGAUAGAGGCUUGUCGAUCCCUUUGUGAUUUUCUUCCUUCUUUUUAAUUUCUAUUGGUCUGUUGUGGAAUAGGUUGCAUCGGGGUCAAAGAUUUUUCCACACAAUUAGAAAGUUUUAUGAUCACUCUUAGUUGAUAUAUGAUAGUACAUUCAUGCCAGUUCUUGGUCUAGUGUGGAUUCUCAAGAGCAAGUCUAUUUAGGUUUAAUUAAUUCACCAAGUAAUGUUAUCCCCAAUAACGGGUCAGCCGGAGCUGACAGUUUCAGUUUUCUGUGUUGUUAGUCUUCCUGUUGUUAAGGAA